UUUAUAUUUGUUGGCCCAGAAAGCCUCUCAAAAUCUGAGCAUGCUGCUAGACCUAAAAAACCUAACCUAAGUGGAGGAAGUGAGAAGUGGCGGGGAAAGGAAGAAGAAAAUUGAUUUUCUCUCUCUUUUAAGUCGCGACUGCCGAAAAGUGAUCUGCGUAACAUUUGAUGAACAGGCCAAGUUUAAGCAAGGUUCUCUUUUUGCUAGUUGAUCCAUCUAAACAAGCUAUGUCUAACUCGGUUCAAUGGGCUUUGAAAACAUGGUUAUGAAAGCUACUGAAUUGGAUAAAGAUGUUGGGGAUCGAGUGCAAGGGAACAACUGCCUUAGAGGCCAACUAGCUCAGCAUCAGAAGUCUGUGAACCAUUCCAGAAGACAAGAAUCUAAAGAAAAUAAAAGCUCAAAUGCCUUAAGUAGCGGUCAAAGUAAUUCAAAUGUAUUAGAGCAGGGAAGAUCUCCAGUAGAUGAAAGUGGCACUUAUUCUGAAUUUAUAAAAUUUCCAGCACCACCUUGUCGUCAAUUUUGGAAAGCUGGGGACUAUGAUGAUGGGCCCAGUUCCAAGCUCACACUUCAAAAUGGAAAAAAUUAUCUCCAUGUCCACCCGAUGUUUCUUCAUUCAAAUGCCACUUCACAUAAGUGGGUUUUUGGUGCCAUAGCAGAACUGGUUGACAAUGCAGUUGAUGAGAUCGAAAAUGGGGCCUCUUUUGUCAUUGUAGAUAAAAUCUCAAAUCCAAGAGAUGGAAGUCCUGCACUGUUAAUUCAAGAUGAUGGUGGUGGAAUGGAUCCCGAAGCAAUCCGGCGAUGCAUGAGCUUUGGGUUUUCAGAUAAAAAAUCCAAAUCAGCAAUUGGACAAUAUGGUAAUGGCUUCAAGACCAGCACUAUGAGACUUGGGGCAGAUGCUAUUGUCUUCAGCCGCCAUGCAGAUGAUAGGGUAUUGACUCAAAGCAUUGGUCUCCUCUCUUUCACAUUUUUGACACAAACAGGACAUGACAGAAUAGUAGUGCCAAUGGUGGGUUUGACUUCCCUACUCAAAUAUGUGGAUUAUGAGCUUAACACAGCUGGUAAUUUGGAAAUUCUAGAUCGAUAUGGGAAAGAAUACUUUAUGUCCAACCUUUCCUUGCUGCUGCAAUGGUCUCCAUAUUCAACAGAAGCAGAGCUACUGAAACAAUUUGAAGACAUUGGAUUGCAUGGUACUAAAGUGAUUGUUUAUAAUUUGUGGUUCAAUGAUGAUGGGAAUGUGGAGCUAGACUUCGAUACAGAUCCUGAGGAUAUUCGUAUUAAUGGGGAUAUAAAAGAAGUGCAGACACGCCCUGCUUGGAGGACAGUAAAUGAAGAACACAUUUCCAACCGACUACGAUAUUCUUUGAGGGCUUAUUUAUCCAUUUUAUACCUGCGAAUACCUGAAAAUUUCACAAUAGUAUUGCGGGGGGGAUUUGUCAAGCAUCACAAUCUUGCCCUUGAUCUCAAAUUUCAAGAAUUUAUCGUAUAUAGACCCCAAAGCAGUGGAUGUAUAAAGGGUGAACUGUUAACUACUAUUGGGUUUUUAAAAGAAGCUCCACAAGUUACCGUUCAUGGUUUUAACAUCUACCACAAGAACCGUCUUAUACUACCAUUUUGGCCCAUUGUGAACUAUGGAAAUAACAGUAGAAGUAGAGGAGUAGUUGGUGUUCUGGAAGCAAAUUUUGUUGAGCCCACUCAUGACAAACAAGAUUUUGAGAGAACUUCCUUGUUUCAGAAGCUUGAAGUUCGGUUGAAGGAGAUGACAUGGGAGUACUGGGAUUAUCAUUGCGGUCUAAUUGGUUACCAGGUCAUAAAAAAGCUUCGACCAACCGAGCCUCCACCAGAUUCACCUCUUGGCAUCUCAACUAGUGACACAUUGAAACAUGGUAUGCCAAAUGGUGCUAAAACAAAUCUUGCAUUGAAUCAAAACUACCCCUUUCUUGUUAGUGCAAACGCAGCAUCUGCUGCGGGAUUAUCUUCAAAGAGGAAGGAACAUAGUGAUUUAGACAAACUUGAAAGCAUAAAACGGCAGGCAGGGACUGGGGCCAAUGCAUUUUUGUCGGGGCACGGUUUUGAAACAGAGGUUGUCAGUGAUAUUAAAAAUAAGCUGGAAGAUCAGGAUGUUGUAAACUUGAUUCAAGUAAACAAGAAUUUCCGUGCAAAAUGCUUGGACUACAAGAAGAGGACGGAAGACCUUGAUUUGAAGGUUACACGGCUAAGAAGUGAACUGGGACAAGUUCGAACGGAGUAUGAACAGCUUAUGGCUGAAUUAACAUCAUAAGAUAAGAGCCGAGAAAGAAAAGUGGGUGGAUAUGUGGAUUUUGUUGCUACCUAGCCUUGGUUUUAUCUUGCAAAGGUCAAAUGAGCUUUUAUAGAAGAAACCAAAAUGGAGCGUGACAGUUGUGAAUUAUCAAGUCAACAUGCCCCUGUAGAAUAGUUUGACGAGUUACGUCUGACUGUGGGUCAGCAAUCUGUGUUUUCAGACCUGAUAUAUGCAUCUGCAAUUUCGUAGGAUUGGAAUUUUAAAACUACUGAUGUGCAGUUCUUUUUAAAGUUAAACCAAUUUAUAUGUGCACAUGUAGAUGAAAAGCAAAAGAUCCUUGUUCCUUGA
This is a messenger RNA of Populus trichocarpa (black cottonwood), 2608 nucleotides long. Its product is annotated as protein MICRORCHIDIA 6. Gene Ontology annotation, cellular component: nucleus. Gene Ontology annotation, molecular function: ATP hydrolysis activity. NCBI's taxonomy places the organism in Eukaryota, Viridiplantae, Streptophyta, Magnoliopsida, Malpighiales, Salicaceae. The record is from RefSeq and is a predicted model, not a curated record. The transcript has 22 exons. Bases 245 to 2278 code for a protein of 677 amino acids.